Molecule: messenger RNA, 799 nt
Organism: Symbiodinium necroappetens
Lineage: Eukaryota; Dinophyceae; Suessiales; Symbiodiniaceae
Source: the annotation of a GenBank genome assembly
AAAUCCGAACACGCGAGAUGGAAGCAGCUUUCACGAGGGCAUAGUCCACGUGAAGCUCGACAGCGACAAGGAGACCGCAGGAGAAAGGCUUCGCCACCAGCUGGGUGCCCCCGGCCACGUUGAGGUCGAGGAGGCCUUGAAGCAGGCGGCAAAGACGCUGGGCCGCCUGCCCAUCGUCGUCUUGGAGAUACCCCGGCAAGUGAGUGAUAUGAAAGUUCUCGCCAGUUGCUCUGGCCUCGCUAAGAGUUGGGUGGUGGUUUUGGCGAGCAGUGCCUCCAUGGCACUGAGCUUUGACGCGGAUGCGCGCGAAGUUCGGUGCCAGAUCGCAUCGCUGAGUGAGGAAGAGUGCAAGCAGCAGGAGGUCCGGGAGUUCCUCCAGCACCACGGGGGAGAUGCCGCUGUGGAGCACAAGGCCGAGCUGCUGCACCUCACGGGCGGCAAUGUGGGCAAGCUGGAGGAGCUCGCCAAGAACCUGAAAGCGCAGACCUUCGAGCAGGUCCGGCAGGAAGCCAUCGGCGAGCAGGAGCAGCAGAUCCUGGACUUCCUCGGCAUCGAUGUGCAGGGCGGCUUUGGCCCAGAAAAGCUCAAGGCUGCCAAGGAGGUGGCGCGCCGUGUGGCCGACGCGCCGUUUCACCAGUGUGUGAGGGCCAAGGAAUUUCAUGGCCGUUUCAAGAGCAAACACCUAGCACAGGCGGUGAAAGCACAAGGUGCCCACUGCAUCUACGUCAAGGCCACCACUAAGGCCGAUGAGCGGUUUUGUGCAGCAUCGCCAUCCGUGCACGCUCUGCUCAAGCAGAUG